AUGUCGUCAUCAGAGGAGCGUAGAGGAUCCACACAGCAUUCCUGUUCACCGUGGGGUCUGAUCUUGAAUCCACGGCCGGGCUCGGUGUCUCUCAGUGUAUUCCUGGUGUCUGUUGCGUCCGUAGUAUGUGCCGUUUGGCUGGUAGCUCUAUGUGGCGUCUGCACCUGGUGUCAACGUAAACUGGGGAAGAGGAAUAAGCCCGGGAUGGAGGCUGCCAGCUCUCCAGAAUCUGUGAGAGGUCGAGGGGAAAAUAAAGCCAUCAACCACAAUGAUCUGGACAGAGACUUUUGGAAUAACAAUGACAGCAGCAACGUGCAGCAGAGGUGGAGCUCCUACCCGCCCAAGGAGUUCCUCUUAAACAUGUCUCCAUAUGCUCCCUACGGAGACCCUCGCCUCACGCCCAAGUGAGUCUCAGUCAUGGCUGUAGAAGGUCCCUGUACUGAAGUCGACGUUCUGUCUCGUCUCUGUGACAUCUCAAGUCGAGGUCAGGGCGGGGCCGUGGAUAAGGGUGGGCAGGGAGGUGCUGGACCCUCGCCGGGGGCCAGUGACAGCGGGGUUGGUGCUUGCUCUGGGGCUGGGCCCAGUCGCAGUGACAGCGUUCGAAGUAUGCUGAUGGGGGGCAGCAAGGCCGGGCGCUGGCAGACGGUCCAGAGCCACAUGCAUGCCGGAGGUCUACGGUUUGGCAAUUUCGGGGACGCUUCUCUCUCGUCUGCUUCCACCCUGGAGCACAUCCCGUCCUCAGCCGUGGCACGCCCACGGCCCUUGGUCCGGCAGCAGAGCCUACAACAGCCCCUCACUCACCAGCCCCCUCCGGGCCCAAACGACCCCCCAGUCACCUCACAGAGUCUGGGCCAGCUGCACACAGGCCCAGGCGGCGGGGGCAACCGUGGGGGCCCGCGCGGGGUCCGGGGAAGUCCGGCUGGAGCCUCCCGGUACAGAGGUGGAGGGGCAGGUCGAUCGAGGUCAAACCCUGGCAGCUGGGAUCACAUGAUGGAGCAGAUCCGCCACAGAGGGCUGGACGUCAAGUCGUUCUUUGAGGGGAAGAUGGUUGUUCUGUCUCUAGCGAUCGGGCUAGCUGAACAGGAUGACUUUGCCAACCUCCCAGACCUGCAGGAAGCGCCAGCAAGCAAAGAAAACGAAACCACACCAGAAAAGAGGACUCCAGGUAACAAAGCAGGCAGCAGCCCCAGAGGUCAGACCCCAGACGAGAGCGGACGCCGACACGAUGCCAACUCCUCUGUUUCUGACUUGGCCAACUCAGUCACCAGUGACAUGCUCAUGUUGUCUCCAGGUUCAGAGGAAGAUGACCAUGAGGGUCCAGUGUGUGAGAAGCUGGGUCGUGUUCAGUUCAGUGUUGGAUACAGUUUUCAGGACUCCACCCUCACUGUCAAAAUUCUCAAGGGCCAGGAUUUGCCUGCUAAGGACUUUUCCGGCACCUCUGAUCCAUUUGUCAAACUCUACCUGCUGCCAGACAAGAAGCACAAGCUGGAGACCAAAGUCAAGAGGAAGAAUCUGAACCCCCACUGGAAUGAGACCUUCUUGUUUGAAGGGUUCCCCUAUGAGAAGGUGGUCCAGAGGACUCUUUACCUGCAGGUUCUGGACUACGACCGCUUCAGCAGGAACGACCCCAUAGGAGAAGUGUCCGUCCCCCUCAACAAACUGGACCUGGCCAACAUGCAGACUUUCUGGAAGGAGCUUAAACCAUGUAGCGAUGGCAGCGGGAGUCGAGGGGAUCUGCUGGUGUCUCUGUGCUACAACCCCACAGCCAACACCAUCACUGUGAGCAUCAUCAAAGCCCGCAACCUCAAAGCCAUGGACAUCGGAGGCACUUCUGACCCCUAUGUAAAACUGUGGUUGAUGCACAAGGACAAGCGCGUGGAGAAGAAGAAGACAGUGGUGAUGAAGCGCUGCCUGAACCCUGUUUUCAACGAGUCUUUCCCAUUUGACGUGCCUGCCCACGUGCUGAGGGAGACCACCAUAAUUAUCACCGUCAUGGACAAGGACAGGCUCAGUCGCAAUGAUGUCAUUGGAAAGAUUUACCUUUCAUGGAAGAGCGGCCCUGCGGAGGUAAAACACUGGAAAGACAUGAUGGGUCGUCCUCGUAAUCCAGUGUCCCAGUGGCAUGCUCUUAAGGCCUGA
Anoplopoma fimbria (sablefish) is the source of this 2139-nucleotide messenger RNA. It is a transcript of the gene syt7b, whose product is annotated as synaptotagmin VIIb. Gene Ontology annotation, molecular function: phosphatidylserine binding; calcium-dependent phospholipid binding; calcium ion binding. The record is from RefSeq and is a predicted model, not a curated record. Gene Ontology annotation, biological process: calcium-ion regulated exocytosis; cellular response to calcium ion; regulation of calcium ion-dependent exocytosis. The transcript has 14 exons. Gene Ontology annotation, cellular component: axon; membrane; synapse. Lineage: Eukaryota; Metazoa; Chordata; Actinopteri; Perciformes; Anoplopomatidae.